Rhizophagus irregularis DAOM 181602=DAOM 197198 is the source of this 558-nucleotide messenger RNA. Lineage: Eukaryota; Fungi; Glomeromycota; Glomeromycetes; Glomerales; Glomeraceae. The record is from RefSeq and is a predicted model, not a curated record.
AUGCAACAUAACACAGGACAAGGUGAAGAUUUUAUUAAAAAAGUAUUACAAAAUAUAUUAGGAGUUACAGCAAAAUCAGAAAAAUUUCAAAAGUUUCAACAGUUGGCAUUAGAAGUGAAAGUUGAAACUCUUUUAACAACAAAAUUACAAAAAGAUUUUAAAAUAUCACUUACAGAGGCACAGACACUUAUGGCUAAUAUUUUAAUUAGAUUUAUCUUAGCAUUUAAAGAAUUAAUAUGGAAACCAAGAUGUGAACAAGUUAUUUUAUGGGAAAAAAGAAGAGGCAUUUCCAGAACAGAUAAAAUUACUUCAGAAUCCAAGGGAAAGGACAAUUCAAAUCAACCUUCAGAAUCCAAAGUAAAAGACAAUUCAAAUAAACUUUCAAAUAAAGUUAAAAAUCUACAAACAGGAAAAAUAGAUCAAUUACAGAGGUCAGUCUCCUUGGUAAAAAAAUCAAUGGAUACCUUUGUAAGGAAAUACAUAUGUGAGGAUUGGAUUCCAAUAAAAAAGAAAGUUGAUAAGGUUACAUUAUACAUGAGCAAGAAAUUACUGGAUUGA